Drosophila eugracilis is the source of this 1337-nucleotide messenger RNA. RefSeq names its product THO complex subunit 4 (gene Ref1). Gene Ontology annotation, molecular function: mRNA binding. Gene Ontology annotation, biological process: mRNA export from nucleus. Gene Ontology annotation, cellular component: nucleus. The record is from RefSeq and is a predicted model, not a curated record. Bases 186 to 989 code for a protein of 267 amino acids. The transcript is spliced from 4 exons. NCBI's taxonomy places the organism in Eukaryota, Metazoa, Arthropoda, Insecta, Diptera, Drosophilidae.
ACACUUUUUUCCUAGAUCCAAGAUGGCGACUGUGUAAUUUUUCGUGCGUCGUUUUGCAGGGUUUUGUGAAAUUCCACGCGCUACUUUAAUUUUUAACCCGAAUUUCGGUAGCCGGCAGAGUGUCAACCUUUCUAUACAAUUCAUAAGAUCUCCGUAACAUUCAAUAAAAGCACGAAAACAGCAAGAUGGUGGACAAAAUUGAAAUGAGCCUCGACGACAUCAUCAAGUCAACUCGUUCGCAAAAAAAGCCGCAAGCCGCUCGUGGUGGACCAGGUGGAGCCCGCAGGCCAGGCGGCCAGCAGCGUUUUGCUGCCGGAGCUCGACGUGGUGGCGCCAAUGCGAGUGGACCUGCAAGGAAGCCAGGAAGCGCACUCAAAGGCCCUCGAGGAGGAGUGGCCGCUGGAGCCGUUCAGAAGGCAAAAUUCCCACGGGGCGAUGUGAACAGCGCUUGGAAGCACGAUAUGUACGACGGACCAAAGAGGGGAGCCGCCGGUGGAGGAUCAGGGCCUACCCGCCUAAUCGUCGGUAAUCUGGACUACGGCGUCUCCAACACGGACAUCAAAGAGCUAUUCAACGACUUCGGGCCGAUGAAGAAGGCGGCUGUACACUACGAUCGCUCUGGUCGCUCGUUGGGCACCGCUGACGUUAUAUUCGAGCGUCGUGCCGACGCCAUGAAAGCCAUUAAGCAGUACCAUGGCGUGCCUUUAGACGGACGCCCCAUGACCAUCCAGCUGGCUGUCUCCGACGUAGCAGCUUUAACCCGACCCGUAACUGUUAGCGAUGUCAAGCGACGCGUGGGUAGUGGCGCAUCAGCUCCAUUCAAGCGUGGUGGUGGCCAAGCUGGUGGCUCUCCGCGUCGUGGCAGCUUCAAACGUCCGGCCGGAGGCAAACCGGCGGCAGGUGGCCAGCGAAGGGAACGCAAAGCCCCACCAACUGCCGAGGAGCUGGAUGCUGAAUUGGACUCGUACAUCAACGACAUGAAGAUCUAAAUAGCCAAUAGUCUGAAUUAGUCUUACAAGAAAUACAAAGGAAAACACAAUCCCUAGUCUUAAGUCACCACUCUCUAAAUGGAUCACCAGGAUCGACAAAGCCGCGCCAAGGAAAAUUUGUUCACAUCGAAAACUUCAGACAUUUAGAAUUAUAACACAUUUGCGCAUGAUUGUUAAUUGCAUAUGUCAAUGAGGCGGCUGUUGGGAUAAUCCAACUAACUGAAAUACAAUUGAUGCUGUAUUUAAUAUUAAUAGUAAUACGCUUUAAAAAGUUCGACGAUGAAUUAAUGGACACUUGUAAUUCUAAACUGAAGUGUAAUAAAUACUAGAUUUAAUUUUGUGACCAAA